AUGCCCAUUUACAGUUUCGUCUCUGACUGCGGAGGAUUCGAACAAGAAGAUAUCAACCAGCCACUACAAGCCAUACAAUCGAACUACAAGGCAUGGUGCUCGGGAUUCGCGCCCCUGGUGGUGGGCGGCGACAUGGACUCUGUAGCGGUACAGGAGUUCAGCCAGACCUUAUUCAAUAUGAGACCAGACAUCGCGUUGAGCCUGGCCCGAACCAUAUUCCAAAGCGACUUGAGACCUCUGCUGUGCUACGUGACCGUGCCGUGUCACUUGAUACAUAGCACGAGGGACAUGGCGGUGCAAGUGGAGAUCGCACAGUAUCUCCACCGGCACCUUGGCGGCAAGUCUGUCGUUGAGGUCAUCCCGACCGAAGGGCAUCUGCCGCAGCUGAGCUCACCGGAUGUUGUGAAUCCCGUGCUUCUUCGGCAUAUUCGUUUUGACAUUAAUGUUGCUAGUGAUUAG
This is a messenger RNA of Rhododendron vialii, 459 nucleotides long. RefSeq names its product probable esterase D14L. The transcript has a single exon. Gene Ontology annotation, biological process: response to karrikin. Lineage: Eukaryota; Viridiplantae; Streptophyta; Magnoliopsida; Ericales; Ericaceae. The record is from RefSeq and is a predicted model, not a curated record. Bases 1 to 459 code for a protein of 152 amino acids.